Messenger RNA from Schistosoma turkestanicum, 655 nucleotides. NCBI's taxonomy places the organism in Eukaryota, Metazoa, Platyhelminthes, Trematoda, Strigeidida, Schistosomatidae. The record is from the annotation of a GenBank genome assembly.
AAAGGUAUUGGUGACUUAUCUGUUUAUCGGUACAAUGAAUCUCGGGCGAUCGAGUGGUUGUCGAAUAGAGUAUCUGCUGUUUAUAAGGCUUCCUUCAACUGCAAGGAUCCUGUUUUAAUUUCUCAGCUUCGAUUAAUUGCUUCUAAUUCGUCUUCUAAUUAUACUGAUGAGGCAAAUGAUGAUUCAAGAGUUCCGGAAUUUACCUCGAGCUCUAAAGAAGCUCAAAUGUUAUCAACCAACCAAUUGUCACAUGAAGCAUGUUUAAAUUUAGCCUAUCAGUUAGUGGUUGAUUAUCUUCCACCAGAUUUAUGGAACAAACUCCGAGAAAAGAUUGGAUUAAAAACUAACACUGUUGAAGUCAAUUUAUCAGAGAACGGUUCUGCUGUAAUCAUCUCUGAAAAUAUAGACCCCCUUCUUGAUAACCGAUCCUUGGAGAAGUCGUUUGAUGUUAGUUGAUUUUUUUAAACGAUUAUUUUGUUACGCCUGCACGUAAACACGUCAACUUGAUAUACUUGAACUAUUACGAGUUUACCUAGUCGGAAAACGAGAGCGAGGAUCGAGGAUCCGGUGACAUGACAUGCUACUCAAAUCCAAUUAUCCCAACCCCCAUAUUUAGUAAAAAUAAGAAGACUUGAUAUGAAGUAGAACAUGUAUU